AUCUAAAGCUGUAAGAUGGCAGCAUAUCAAGUUUGUUCAAGACUGUUCGAGAUUAUCCCAUCACUAUUCUACGUAGAGAAAUAUGUUCGUAGGUUAAAGUAGAGUCUAUAUCUCAAUGUAAGAUGGCUAAUUUUUGAGUUUAGUUUACGUCCUAAUUUUGUGCAUUUCGACACGUUAGUGAGCAAAUGUUGUGUAAACUGAUUGUUUUUAUAAACCGACACUCCCGGUGGUGCUUCAUGAGAGUCGCCAGAAAAUAUAUGAACGCGCUAUGUCAUUAUCCAUCAUUAAUCGAGGUUGAUUGCAUACAUUUAAUCAAGGGAUUCAGUGCUUUUUUUCAAACUACUCUUGAUAGAGGAAAACUAACGUUUUAAUUAUAUUUCAAUACAAUGGUUGAGAGUACCAAAUGCUGUGUCCUGCAAUGGGCUGAUCAUGCAAGGUACAUUACAGAAAAAUUUAGGGGGCUCUUGGAACGUCAGGCAUUUGUUGAUGUAACACUCGUAUGUGAAGAACAAAAGCUACGUGUUCACAAACUGGUCCUAGCAUCAAAUAGUACAUACUUUGAGGAGAUUCUACAACGAGAUUUGGGUCAGGAACCAGUUAUAUUUUUUAAAGAUCUAAACUUUGAAAUCUUAAAGGCCAUGGUUGAAUUUAUGUAUUGCGGAGAAACUACAAUUCCUUAUCAAUUGUUAUCACCUUUAUUAACUGCCACAAAAACUUUUAAGGUUAAAGAGUUGACAACUGUGGUUGAUGCCAUGAUGAGUUCCAAUGUAGGAAAUUUUGAAAUUAAUACAAAUAUGGACAAAAAAGUUACUGAAUCAGAGAUUGUAAACAGUACAUGUAAUAAUACAGAUCAUAUAGAUGUACAGUGUGAUGAACUUGUUAACGAUGAGUGCUUUGUACUUUGUAAUGAGAGCAACAGUGAUGUGAAUUCAAGUGAAAACCAAUCUUUAGAAGGUAAUACAACCAGUGAUCCUCCUGAACAAGAAUUAGAGCAUAUGUUAUAUGAGGAUUCACAAGAUUUUGAAACUAAUGCAGAACAAACUAAUACAUUAUUUUCGGUAGGAAAUUCUACAAAAUUAAUAGAAACUGAGAAUUCAAUUGUAUUAACAAAUGAUAAAAUGAAAGAAGUAUCAAAUAGAUACUUGGAAAAUAGAAUGAUAAAUAGUGAUACAUUGUGUACAAAUAAUGAAUUAAAACCUUUAUUAUAUGAACAAUGCUGUGAUUUUUCAGAUAUUGAUGAGUGUGAAGAAAGUUCUAUGUCAUUGUCACAAUCUUGCCUUCAACAAAUUGAAGAAGACUUUGCACAAUAUAAGUUUGAAGGUACUGAUGUUCCUAGUAAAGUAGGAAAAUGUGUCAAAGUUUACACUCAUAAGAGACGAAAAUCUAUAGAUGACAUAAAAAACAAGCUAACAGAUGUGAACAGUAUAAUUCAAAAUCCACCAUCUACUGAUUGUAUAGAUUUAUUGGAUGAGCCGUCCACUAACGAUAUACCAGUUACACUUUUAACCUCAUUAGACAUGGAAAGUGCUGAGUAUAUUAUAAGUUUGAGUACUGAAAAUAUCCACUCUGUAGUAGGAACUACCUUGACUGAACAGCAUACAUUAAAUACAUGUAAGAAAAUAGAACAAAUUAUUGAAUAUAAUACCCAACAAGAUAGUUUAAAUAAAAUAGAAUUAGAUACUGAAAACAGUGAAGCUUCUAAUUAUACAAAACCAAUACUAAGGAGAAGCUUGCGAUUAAACCAACAAGAAAUGGAAGAAACUAUAAAUAAUAAUGAAGCUGUUAAAGAUCUUCAAGAAAAGGAAAAACACUUUAAAAAAUCAAAUUUCUCAAAUAGAGCAGAAUUAUGUAUUAAAAAAAAACGUAAAAUAAAGGUCACAGAUCGUAAAGUUCCAGAACAAGCUAUUCACAAUGUAAUGCAGCCCAUUAGGAAGACAUUUAACAAUUCUCGUAGGAAUGCUGAAAAACUAAUUGUCAGAAAGAAUAAUAAAAGUACAUUGUCUAACAAAGAAAAGGAUGAGCAAACAGUUAAAAUAACAAAUAAAUUAAAAUGUGACAUAUCAGAAGCAACAGAAAUUGAUUCCAUUUUUACACUACCCAAAUUAAAUACAAUAGAACAUAUAAAUCGUGCACUGUGGGGAGAUAUGUCAGAUUUUCCAGAAGACUAUGAAAAUAAGGUGAAUUUAAUGGAAUGUACUCCUAAUACAGAAAUUCCGUUUGCUGUUGGUUUAUUACCUUUACGUACUGCUCUGGAAAAAAUGCAAGCAACACCAGAUUAUCAGCCUCGUAAAACUCGUUCAUCGGUAGCACCAAUAAGGCAAGAUAUUGAUAAUCUCAAGAGGAAGAAUUGUACUCAUUUAGGUAAAGUUGCAGAUUCUAAAAAACAAAAUACUUGCAUUAAUCCUCCGAAAGAAAAUGCAAAAGCAGUUUGUCAUAUUCGGAUUAGAACAGCACCGUCGCAGUACGUACGAAAUCGUAAAAAGUAUCUUUCAACAGAUGUAAAUACACUGGAACCUCCGACUAUUAUCAAUAAACAUUAAUAGCUAUUAAUGUUUAUCAAGAAAUACAUAAAGAUAGUAAUAAAAUUAUAUCCUUAAAUAUGAAUAUCAAUGAAAAUAAGAGAACGCGUAAUUCUAUGCAUGUAAUUUUGUAUUUUGAGAACAUAUUUUUAAUAUAAAACUUCUUGUAUAUAUAUAAAACAUAGAUACCGAAAAAGAAUAUGCGACGAACUAUGUGAAGUAUGUAAACUAUAUAGUUCCUUGAUUUCAACAAGAAUUCAAGAUAUAUUUUUUUUAUUGUCUGGCCAUAUAUUUUUUAAUUUAUAUUAAAUGCUACUAUACGUGUUAAAUAAUACUGUGAGGGCAAAUUCAAGUUUUUUUCCUUAAUUGAGGAGAGAGAUAUUAAUAUAAAAUAGUUAUAAAAUAAUAUUUUUGUUUAUUACAUUUUUAUAAAACUUCCUUGUGUAUUUUUUAAAUAAUGUUCAAGAUAAGAUUAUUAAUUAAUGUGUGUUCUAUUUAAUCAACGAUAUGAAAUAAACCUUUUUAUUUGUAAAUGUAUGAAACGGAACUGCAUGUUAUACAUUUGGUGCAUGUAUGGGGCUACACAUACACAUAAAAUAUAUUAUGUAUAUACAUGCAAUGAUAUAUUUUGUUUUUCAGACAAUGCCCAUGUUGUUUCAUGAUGUAUUUGAAUAUUUAAAGCUCUUAGUUUGUUAUUUUUAAGUAAAACUAUAAUUUACACAAUUUCUUUUUUUCUUUGAGUGUGUGAAAAAUGUAUACAUAUCAUUUAUAUUAACGUGUAUAUCUUAUAAAUAGGAUCUGUUAUGGACAUUUUUAAGAAAUCUUAUGUAUUUUAUAUCAUUUAUUGCUAAUCUUAUUCAUUACUACCAUAUUUUGUAAUCCUCUAUAACUAGAAUUUUGUUUCCUCUUGAAAACAAAAAAAGCAGAAUUGUGUUUUAUUAUCAUUUUAUAUUUCGUAAAUUUUGAAAUUUAAUCAUUAAAUUUUGAAUAAAUCAUUUAGCACCUGUAUGAUGACAUACUAACAAACUACAAAUCCACAACAGUAAACAAGCAAAAUAAGAUUUAAUGAAAAAAAAUAUAGAUACAUGAGUAUAUAAUUUUCAUAUCAUAUGUUAUAGAGGGUUAAUAUCUUUGUUUAAUAAUAUACUUUAUGAUACUUUAGUUCUAUGUAAUAAGUAAAUGAAAUCAUAAUAACCCAAUAUAAUAAUUUGUACUGUAAAAGUAGUAACUAUAAAGCUUCAAAAUUAUAAAAUGUAUAAUAAUCAUAUUAUGUAUGUACUUUAUAAUUGUUUAUAUUUUUUAAAUAGCAAUUGUAUCUAAACAAAAUUAUUUGUAUUUAUACAACAUUUACAGUAUUUUGAGAUGUUAGCAGUUGCUGUACAAUGUAACAUAAAUGGAUUGUUUAUUGCAAUAAUAUACAGAUAUUUUUUACCUAAAUUUAUGUAUACAUAUACAAUGAUACAGAAAUAUAUAUAUAUAUUUUUUUCGUAAUAAACAUUUUUGAUGUACA
This is a messenger RNA of Bombus huntii, 4029 nucleotides long. RefSeq lists its product as uncharacterized. Gene Ontology annotation, biological process: regulation of transcription by RNA polymerase II. The record is from RefSeq and is a predicted model, not a curated record. The transcript has 4 exons. Gene Ontology annotation, molecular function: protein binding. Gene Ontology annotation, cellular component: nucleus. Lineage: Eukaryota; Metazoa; Arthropoda; Insecta; Hymenoptera; Apidae. The coding region runs from base 387 to 2540 and encodes 717 amino acids.